AGGGUUUUUUCACACUUUUGUAAACAACAUGGCGAUUCAGAACUGGCCCUGUUAGCCGACUGAUAGAACUCUGUGCAAUCAGGAUUUGAGGUUUUAUUGUGUCAUAGACGUGAGACGUCUAUCCCGACGAGAUAAACACAUCGGAUAAAUACACAGACUGACGGCAAAGAGCUGGAUCUACAAGCUUUCCAGAGGACUGUUUGACAGUCAAACGGUAAAAUUAUUGACAAGUCGUUAGCAUUUUCAGCUAGCUCAACAAAGUCAGCCCUGAAUCUUGAUCAUGAGCUGUUGAUUGUCGUGCAUAAUAGUCAGUUUGUUCAUUUGAAGAAGUGGAAGUACACUGCUUUAAGCAAAUUGUGCACAUUUAUGUUCAUUAAGUAAAGUCGUCUGUGUUUCCAGCUUGUGUUACUUCAAUUAUGUCUUCCUAUCCCCCCUCUAUGUGUAAUUACGAACAUAAUCUCCUGUACACUGCUUUCUGUUCCUUCAUAUUCUCUGGGUACGUCUAAAACUUGGUCGUAAUUUUGCAUUACACCCCCCCUAUUUGCCAGGCUCCCUUCAGUCUAUGGGCUCUCAGUCCAGUUCUGGGAUGUCUGGUGGAAGGGGCUCUUCCAGAGGCAACCCAGCUGAGCAGUCUGAAGCAGCAGAUCAGAACCAGAGCAGCAGCAGCAGCAGCAGCAGCAGCCGAGUCCGCAGGCCGGCUGACAGGCAGCAAGGAGACAGACAGCCAGCAUCUGAGGAAGAGGUCGAUUUGGCUGAAGUGCUGGCUUACCUACUGAGAAGGUGAGAUACAAUCAUGCUGGUGCUGACACAUCAAGUUGACAAAAUUGUUGGUACCCUUCUGUUAAUGAAAGGAAAACUCACAAUAGUCACAGACUAUUGUGAAAUAAUAAUAAUAAAAUAAUAAACUCAUGAAUCCUGGGUUCGAAUCUAGGACAGGGCGUUUCUGUGUGGAGUUUGCAUGUUCUCCCUGUGUCUGCGUGGGUUUACUCCAAGUGCUCCAGUUUUCUUCCACAUCCCAAAAACAUACAGAAGUGGGCUUAGGUGAAUUGGCCACUUUCAAAUUGCCCGUAGGUGUAAAUGUGAGUGUGGAUGGUUGUUCUUCUUUGCGAUGAACUGGUGACUUGUCCAGGGUGUCCCCUGCCUUCGCCCGAAGAUGCUGGGAUAGGCUCCAGUCCCCCCCAUGAUCCCGGGAACAGGAAUAAGAGGUAGAAAAUGGAAGGAUGGAUGGAUGGAUAAACUCAUGAAACAGGCCUGGACAAAAAUGAUGGUACCAUUAACUUAAUAUUUUGUUGCACAACCUUUUGGGGCAACAAAAGGUUUCAACAAUGGUUUCCUCCUUGGUCAUCUCCCAUUAAGUCCACUCUGACUCAAACAACGAUGGAUAGUGCGAUCUAACACUGAUGUUCACCUUUAAUCUUUUAAGAAGUUUUUCUGGACUCUUUCAUUACCGUUCGUAUUAUCCAACUCUUUGAUUUGUCAUCAAUUUUCUUCUUGCGGCCACGUCCAGGGAAGUUGGCUACAGUCCCAUAAAGUGUUGUUUUUGUGAUGGUCUUGUAGCCUUUACCUUUAACAUGCUUGUCUGUAAUAAUUUUCGUUCUAAUCUCCUAAAACAACUCUUUCCUUCGCUUGCUCUGGUCCAUGUUGGGUGUGGUACACACCAUGUCACCAAACAGCACAGUGACUACCUGAAGCCCUAUGUAUAGGCCCACUGACUGAUUACAAGAUUGUAGACACCUGUGAUGCUCAUUAGUGGACACACCUUGAAUUAACAUGUCCCUUUGGUCACAUUAUUUUCAGUCUUUUCUUGGGGUGCCGUCAUUUUUGUCCCAACCUGUUUAAUGAGUUUUUUUAAAUAAUUCUGUUGAAUCAUGGUUCCAAAUCAAUGUCGGAUUUUUCAUUUGUUCAUAUUCAUAGAAUUUUUAUUUAUUAUUACUUUUGUCAGAUUCAAGUUAUUUCUGUGACCAUUGUGGGUUUUUUUUUCAGUAACCGAGGGGCACCAAUGAUUUUGUUCACGUGUGUAGAUAAUGUCACUGCAUGACACCAAAGUAAAACACUCUGAUCACACACUGAACUCAUAACCACCACAAAUACUGAAAGAGUCAGCCCAAACCAAGGAUCCUUAUUUGUUAAAGUUGCAAACAUUAGAAGAUUGUGUAACACUCUCUGCAUAAAAUAGCCAUUCUGCUCGUGUGAGCGUAUUGACAUUUCUCUUUGAUUGCAUCCUAACAUUUGGACUGAUCACUUGUUGACCUGAUGUUUUUAGGGGCCAGGUCAGACUGGUCCAUGGCAGUGGAGCCACAGGGCUGCAGCUGGUCCAGUCAUAUUCUGACUCUGAUGAGGACAGCGAUGGCGCCUGGGAGGGUCGACUGGGUGACCGCUACAACCCACCAGGUAACUUCUGACUGACUUUGUUUUCUGUAUUUGUGUGAAGGCCAAAGUCUAAAUUGCCUGCUGCUUAAUAUCAUUAAGCCUUUUAAGAUUGUUUCUCUGCUGAAACGUACUCUCAUACUUUUUAUUAAAUUAGUUAACUGCAUUUUUGUCCAGUUAUACUCUUUGUCAUUAGUAAUAACUCAACAUUAAUUAACAGAAGUAAGGUGAUUACAUUUUCAUAAUAUCCUAGACUUAAAAAUCAAAUACAACCCUAAUUCUUCAAAAGUUAUGACACUGUAAAUAGUUUACAAAAACAGAUUUGAUAGUUUAUAAGUAAAUUUGUCCAAUAAAUGCAAUGGGCUUGCUUACAUGUAAUCAAAUGUGCGUUCAAUUCAAGUGAUAGUAACUUGUAUCUAAACUCUUAAGAAAAAAACACAUACAGAAAACGGUGGUGAGUUUUUGUUCAAUUAGGAUUUACCAUUACAGAAGUUGUGACACAGGUUAAACAUAGUUUUUAACGACGAUUGAAAUGAUUGAUUAUAGAAAAGUUGCCCAGCAGAUAAAUCAGAUCUCCUCUUUGUAACAACUUUUCCAAGUUUAAUGUCUGAAUGUGAUAAUAACUGUUUUCUGCCCAUGACUUAUCUAGUGGACACCCAACCUGACACACAUGAGGUGGACCGAAGUGAGAUUCGAACCCAGAUCCUGGUAGCCACAGCCUCCUCCUCUCUGAAAGGCAGACAGAGUUUCACCCACAUGUUAACAGAGGUCAGGAUGGGUAGAGAUAUAAUAGAGUCCAUUAAAUAGGUUAUUUAUUGAUAGCCAUUAUUGGCUAUCUUCAGCUCUGCUUUAAAGGGAUAGUUUGUGUUUUUCUUUUUGUUUUUUUAGGAGUUUAUGACCCACAGGGGAUACAGGUCAGCUCAGCUUCAACCUACAGAAGCCACACUACCAUGUUAUCGAGCUAAUUAUAAGAAACUUUGACCCAAACACGCGUGUCGUUUUUAGUGUAAGCCCUAUUUAGAAAUACUGAUGCAUUUUUACACUAUUCUUAGACAAGACACAUACCUGUUCCUCCGCCAGCAGCAAACUGAUCGGUCGUUUGAGUCUGCGGGCAUCGAGGAGACAAAAAUACAACUAAACUAAACAUGCUGUGUAGCUGUUUUGGCUCUCACUGUUUUUGUUUUUUACAACUACAUUCUGACUCAACACAUGGUGCGCACAAAAUACCCUGUGUUAGCUGUUGAUGGGAGCAGAAAUGACAAACUACAGCCACUUCUGUGUAUGCCAGACAAUGUUUAAUAUCUGCUGCUUGAAACUAUCUUCAACUAAGUUACAAAGAUAGAAAAGUUAACAAUAUACCAGCGUGAGCGUACUGGACAAAAGUCACACUAAAUACAUCAUAGACCUGAUUAGCUGAUCCAUGUGCUGCUUCCAUACUGGUUGUCCGACUGGUUUCCCUUGUGGGUUAUUCACCUCAAUUAACCGAACUAUCCCUUUAAUGUAGAUGCAAUGUUGGCAGUUUCAGUAUUUCAAAUAUUACAGAGAAGUUAUAAUUCUUAUAAAUACCUUUAAAUGUUGAAGAGUGUUUUAUUGUCUGUCUCUGAUGAAAACCUUUCAGAGGGAGCAAGGUCGAUGUAGAGGCACCAGCUUUUCCCACGGAGAGUGCAGUCGUAUCCGCACACAGUAAGUGUCACUUCAGUUUUGCACAAUUCAGAGACCAUAUCUGCAAAUCACAGAAGAAUGUGUACCAAUAAGUUCAGUGAAAGGCACAUCCUGUACAGUUUAAUUUCAUUCGACUGGUGUGGUGUUCUUACUGAAAAUCAGUCAGGUAUGUGUGUUGUUUCUAAGAGUACUUCUGCUGAUGAUACAUCAACCCUGUUCCUCUGCAGUUUUCUGCCAAACUAUGUAUCCCACAAGGAUACGUACCAGCAGAAGGCCUUCUGUGGAGUGUACAGUGAGGAUGGCAACAUGUUUCUCUCUGCCUGCCAAGGUAAAUAAGCUGAGAUCCAUCAUGAGAACCAAGAGGAACUGAUUUAGCACCCGAAAGUGAUUCUGAUUAGUGAUUGUUUUAUAUGUGAUAGCUCAUUUAUUUUGGAAUUUCUGUUAUAAAUGUAUCCUUUUAUAUUUGUUAUGUCUCUGAUUGUUUAUCAUUAAGGGUACUUUUUAGUUGUUUAGUGUUUUCUGAACAUGGCUGUGUGUGUGCAGAUCAGAACAUCCGCUUGUACGACACCACCAGGGGGCGGUUUCAUCUGAAGCGAACAGUAAAGGCUCGUGACGUGGGCUGGAGUGUGCUGGAUGUCUGCUUCACCCCCGACGCUCAUCAUGUGCUCUACUCCAGCUGGUCUGACUACAGUAAGGCUAGGGAGUACACGCUGUAUACUGUAUAAUACCUCAAAAUGUCAACGGUCGACAAUGCAUAUGAGUGCAAAAAAUUGUUGAGAAGCAAACAAUAUUUUUCUUUUAAUUUUUGAAAAGUUCAAAUUCAACAUAAUAACACCUGAUUUAUUUCUUUGUGUCUCUCCUGCAGUCCAUUUGUGCAGUAUAGAUGGAGACAGUGAAAACCACACCGCCCUGGACCUCAAGUUAGUGUUUCCCUCAUAGUAACUUAUAACAUUACAGAGCAGGUAAUCUAUCAUUCCCUACCAGCCCGCCCUCCCAUCCCUUCAUGACCACCUGGAUGAAUGAUGCUGUCAGAGCUCGUCACCUCAGCAUCCAUCCUCUGGCUGUGUGUGUGUGUGUGUGUGUGUGUAUGUGUAUGUGUGUGUGUGUGUGUGUGUGUGUGUUAAUUGAUGAGAAUUGCUUCAACAAACUCACUGCACAUUUAAAGGUGGUGUAGGCAGGAUCUGAGGAAGUGCCAGUUUUUGGGAGGAAUCUUGAAUGUCAACUCUACCCCUCCCAGACAGUUUUCCCCUCAGCUCCUCCCCUCCCCUCCCUCUCUGCUCCAGAAAGCCCCGCCCACAAACAGACACUCCCGCUCGCGCGUAUCGUUUCAAUUAAAUUCAGAUAUAAUGCAGAUAAAUACUUCAGAUAAUUACAAAUGGGGCCCAGUCAAUGUGAAAGUAAAAAGCAUUGGUGCUACUGUAGAUGCCAACAGAUGACCAGCAAACACAAUGUUUGCAGGACUUCUACAGCUAGGAUAAAGUGACAUAGUCCAGGACCCGAGGUAAACAGCGCUACAACAUGCGCCUGUUAUUCUGCCAGAGUCUCUGGUAUUUACUUUGUUUUCUUGCUUGUGUUUGCAGUCGUGGCUAAAGGAGGAUUCAGACAAUUUUCUGUACUUUGGAUGGUUUCUACUGUCCGAUAUUGCCGCACGCUAACUUUGUUUGAGCUCAUGCAAGGACGUGGAGUGUGCCUCAAAACACGGGGGAGCAGGGUCCGCCUCACAACCAAUAAGGUUGCGGAGGUGGAGAAUAGCUUUGUUUACAGUCAGAAAGAGCAGGCCUCUCAAAAAUUAAAAAAUGUUGACUACACAGACAUAAAACACAGCGAUAUCGUUAUAUUACCAAAUGUCAUCAAUAACUAAUAGCUAUUAACUGAUAUUAAAACUUUUUUGUAUAUACACCACAAAAAAAGAUGCUUCUUUAACAGAAUCCUGCCUACCCCACCUUUAAAGGCAUUGCUUAAAAUGUGGAGUGUGCCCUCAUCAAGCUUCCUCCCCCCAUACAAAUAUGAUAGUGCAGUUGUGAUUGAAAAUAGGUGCUAUUGCUGUGAUGUCAACCAGCUUGAGUGUGUGUUUUUGUGCUUCUGUAGCCCAGAUGAGAGGAGGUUCUGUGUGUUCUCGCUGGCUGCGUCCACAGAUGGCAAUGAGAUCCUGGGAGGGUGAGUACAAUUUGCUAUUAUGUUUCAAGGCAGGGACUGACAGUGUUUAAAGCAGGACUUCAGCUCCUUUUGGGGGAACGUAAAUUCAAGCAGCAUUUUUCUUCUCCUGCAGCAGUUUAUUCAAGGUCGAUAUGUGGUCAUAGAAAACAAGACAUUCAGACUUGAUUUAAAGCUCACUUAUUUCAGCCGGUUCAGUGUCUCUAAAGCUUUUACUGAGAAUUCAUUUACUGUCUCCUCUCUACUUUCAGAGCGAAUGAUGGCUGCCUUUAUGUGUUUGAUCUUGAGCAGAAUAAACGAACGCUGAAGGUUAGUGUGUGGACUGUGAUUACCUUGCCUGCUCCCCUUCCCGCAUUUUUUUAGUUACUCUCAGAUUUGUCAACCUCUCGCAAUCAUGUUUCACCCUCGGUUCAAGGUCGGCCAGUCAUUAGCUGACCUGAACGUGCGCCGCUUCUCUCAAAGUUUCCUAUUUGUAAUGUAGCGCCACAUAGUCCAGAGAAGCUGCACCCUAUCUUCCCCCCACCUGUGUGGAAGUCAAUGACUGGCCUCUGCCAUCUGCUUUAUCACUUUCUUAUCUCUCUCCCUCUGUCCUUCUCAUUACCCCUGAAUCAUCUGUCUUUAUCUUCUCAUCUUAUUGGUCAGAUCCAAUAUAUUGUCUGGGAUGAUUCUGGUGGUGGAAGUCUGGAAGUGUUGCAUUUUGCCACACCCUGACAUUUCUAUCUUUUUGCCAUAGAGCUCCAUUGUUACAGUAUUCAAACACCAGCAUCGAAGUGGCAUUUUAUGACAAAGAUACUGAAGAUCAUCCCACAUGAAAGUAACAACAACCAAAAGCUGUAUCAACCUUUGUUUUUAAAAACCAAUCUGAGCCUCUAACAGUUCCAGCUUCAGUGUGCUUCUGUUUUGCGAUGAAAUGUGUUUUCCAUAAAUUACUACCCUACACAAGCACACGGACAAAGACAGUCGAACACAAGAACGACGUCUACCACACACCGUCUCUCACAAAGGAAAUCGCAUAAUCUUACACUCGCGCGCUGGCUUGCACGCCCUCCACACAGGCACACACUUUUCUUUUGUUUCCCCUCUCGUCAGAUUGAUGCCCACGAAGACGAUGUGAAUGCGGUGGCGUUCGCUGACAGCUCAUCCCAGCUGCUCUUCUCUGGCAGCGAUGACGCGCUCUGCAAGGUGUGGGACAGACGGACACUGCGGGAGGACAGACCGCAGCCUGUCGGACAGCUGGCUGGCCAUCGAGAUGGCAUCACCUUCAUCCACAGCAAGGUAGGGGGCGAGGAGAGGGAUGCUGGUGGUGUUUUAUCAAUCUGUCACUGGAAAGUUCCUCAGAUCCUCCUGGGAAGUUGAUUUGACUGAUGAUUGGUCGGUGCGUGAUUAAUCUCAGGUCCAUAAUACCUCAGCGCGAGGUGUCAGUGCUCUAUUUAAAGUGUCCAGCGUUUGGGUUUGUUUCCUCCUUUGUAAUUGUGGGUCCUUUUUGAACCUGUGUCAUGUCUAGGGUGACGCCCGCUAUUUGAUCAGCAACUCCAAAGACCAGUCUAUCAAGCUCUGGGACGUUAGGAAGUUCUCACCCAAAGAAGGACUGGCUGCUUCCCGCCUGGCUGUCACCCAACAAAACUGGGAUUACCGCUGGCAGCAGGUUCCCCAGAGAGGUGAGGAGGACGGAGGGAACCACUGGAGGUGAUGGAGAGGAAAGGAAAGGAAAGGAAAGGAAAAGAAACAGGGGGAGAGGAAAGGAAACAGGAGGAGAGAAGAGAGGCAAGGACAGGAAAGGAAAGGAAAGGAAAUGAAACGAAACGAAACAGGAGGAGAGAGGAGAGGCGAGAACAGGAAAGGAAAGGAAAGGAAAUGAAAUGAAAAGAGAGGAGAAGAGAGGAGAAAUAAAGAGGAAAUGAAAGGAAACAGGAGGAGAGAAGAAAAAAGAGAGGAAAAGAAGGGAAAAGAAAAAAGGAAACAGGAGGACAAGAGAGAGGAGGAGAAAUAGAGGGAAGGAAGGGAAAAAAAGGGAAAGAAAAGAAAGGAAACAGGAGUAGAGGAAAAGAGAGAAGAUGAGAUAUAAAAGAGGAUAUGAAAGGAAACAAGAGGAGAAGAGAGGAGAUGAGAAAAAAGAGAGGAAAGUAAAGGAAAAGAAACAGGAGGAGAGGAGAAAUAAAGAGGAAAGGAAACAGCAGGAGAGGAGAGAAAAGAGGAAAGGAAGGAAGGAAAGAAAAAGAAACAGGGGAGAGAAGAGGAGAGGAGAAAAAAUAGAGAGGAAAGAAAAGGAAAGAGGAGGAGAGGAGAAGAGAGGAGAGGAAAGGUAACAGGAGGUUAGGAGAGGAGAGGAAAGGUAACAGGGAGGGUAGAGGAAAUAGAAAGAGAUGAGUUAAGAGGAAACAGGAGGAGAGGAGCAAAAAGAGAAGCGAGGAAAGGAAACGUGGAGGGGAGAGGAAAUAGGAGGAAAAAAAUUAAGAGGAAAUAGGAAGAGACAGAGAGUGCAGAGAGAAGGAGGAGAAGAGAUAGAAUAAUAGGAGAAGAGGAAAUAGAAAGAGAGAGGAGAGAGUUAGGUUGAAUGCAAGAGAAUGAAAGGUCAGAUGAAGACAGGAAGGAGAUGAGAUGAUGAUGAAAUGACAUAAUAAAAAUAGGGAGAGGAUGCCAAUGGCAGCAAGGGGAACAAGGGUGUGGAGAGAGGGAGGGAGAGAAGGAGGGUGAGGGGAUAAGGCAGUAUUAAAACCAGAGUUAGAGAUGAGUGAUUGCCAUAAAAGAGAAAAAAACAAAGAGAAGGAAGAGGAAGAAAGGUAAAGUAAGGACGUAGUGUAAUGAAGUCUGCUGCUUUUGAAGUCUGAAUAAAGAUGUAUGGUUAAAUCUACAUUUCUCUGGUAUUUUAUUCAUAACCAUAAAGGAGUUUCUUGAUAACGUUGUGUGUUUCUAAAUCUGGCCUGUUGUUCCUUUCAGCUCUGAAGAGACACAAGCUGACGGGCGACACCUCGGUGAUGACAUACCGUGGUCACGGCGUUCUGCACACCCUCAUCCGCUGCCGUUUCUCCCCAGAAUUCAGCACAGGACAGAGGUUCAUCUACUCCGGUUGCUCCACGGGCAAAAUCAUUAGUGAGUCUCACCAUGUGUCGCCUGCAAUAUGGAGUGGUGUUAUUUUUGAGUGAGCUUUGGUCAUCGACGUAGAAAAGAACUGCAGUUAUGAUGAGCAUUAGCGUGAUGAAUUGUUAUUCAAAACAUGCCCACAUGGUGCUAAUAAUGUGCAAUUCUUUGUGCAUACAUCCAGUUUAUGACGUGCUGACAGGCGCCGUUGUCUCCAGACUGUCAGGCCAUGAUGCUUGUGUGCGGGACGUCAGUUGGCACCCAUACGAGGACAACAUCGUCAGUAGCUCUGUGAGUGCUGUCAAUGCAGACUGUCUCACUGGAGGCAGUGUGUCGAAGCUUAUUUUCAUGAAAGUUGCGUUACGUUACUAGAAAUUGGACUUUGAUUUUUCCAUUAGGCUUGUCACUGAUCUUUAACCCUUUGGAAAGUGUGAAAAGAGAAAUAAAUAUCACAUUUUCGAUAAAUCCAAGAGACAUUGAGAGUCAAACAAGUUUUAAUAGACAGUUAUAGGAAGCUAUGCUGACUUUCUCGUCUGUGUUUCUCCACAGUGGGAUGGAGCGGUGCGAAUGUGGGAGCACAGACAGACCCUCCCUCUCGAGGAGGACAGAGAGAGGGAGAAGGACUGACAGAGGAAGAGGAAAACUCCUCAAGACGACAAAUGAAAAUAAAGACAUGUCCGGAGAAGUGACAUAUCUACUGAAGGGGCCGAGGCUAGCCCUUUACAGAGGAAACAAUAAGCUCAGAACCGGGAGAGACUUUAAUUACUUUAAAUUCAAUGCUGGAUAAUAAUAAUUACAGUUCAAGAGUGGUUACUAGGUGUUAAUUUCAGAGGCAUUAUAACCUUACACUGUCAAGGACAGACUGGGGCACUGUGGGAUGGCCUACUUUUUCUUUCACCUCACUGUCUCGCACAGUCUACGGGCCAUAGCUUUUUAAUUUGGUCUGAAGCACAUCACAACAAUGUGCCGAAGCUCCGAUCACUGAGCACUGCACUUACUUAAGAGCUUUUGAAAUUCAAAGUUAAGAUAGAUAUAUAAAAAUCGUAGUUGGAGAACCUGAGGUUGAUUCUGUAAAAAUGUAUAGUAUUUUAAUGGUAUGUGUGUUCAGGGAGUGUAUUUAGAUAGUUCUCGGUUUGCUGUCUUGGACUCAGUUUUGACUUUGUGGUUAAGAUAACCGGAGCGGAGUCGUUUAAACUCAUUUAAAUACCCCAAAGUACCAUAAAGAUCCAGAUUAUUUGCUGUUUGAGAGAAACAGCACACCUAAAGUUGGCUGUGGUCCAGCACGUGGUCUGGAUAUAACUUUGGAAACCAAGUCCACAAAUGUGUAAGCGUUUAACUCACAAUGAUUGUAUCAUAGAUACUCUGUAGACCACCUCAAGUCUUAAGGCAACCCAUGUAUUUAAAACAGUGAUAGCCCAUGGCCUGUCCAAGCCAGGAUCAGCACUCGACUUUGUAAACACAAACCCUGAGCCGACUUAAAGUUAAUAAGAGUAAUUUUGUUGGCCAAUAUAAAUCUUUUAUCUGUUUAAAAAAAAAAAAAAUUUGAAUGUUUGUGAAAAAAUGUAGAAGACUCGCUAAAGGGACAGAGAAUGUGUGCGUGAAUUAAAAUUUACACACUUUCUGUAUAUGCAAUUUUCAGGGGGUUUAUAUCCGAACCCUUAUUUCAUUCUCAGACCAUUGUUUUACAUGAACAAUAAAACCUUUCUUUAAAUGUUUCACCAAUACACCAAAGCUUUUAUACUGAG
Molecule: messenger RNA, 11006 nt
Organism: Xyrichtys novacula (pearly razorfish)
Lineage: Eukaryota; Metazoa; Chordata; Actinopteri; Labriformes; Labridae
Source: the annotation of a GenBank genome assembly